GUCAAACAGGGCGAGUGAAAGAAUUUUGUAAAUCACAAGAAUAAAAUUGCCGCAAUUUUCGUAAUUUAAGUUUUCUACUAUAAUUAAGCAGUUAUUAUUACCAUAAUCGCAUGGAAGGGGACAUUCCAGCUGAAAAUAAAAGCAUAACAUGCUUCAAACUUCCUGAUCUGUUCAUUUUAGACAAGCAAGAGACUAAGAAGUUCUUCAGUCAAUAUGGAAGUAUUAAAUCAUUUAUUUUGAAACCAAAACGUGCUGAAUGCACGAUAGAAUAUCAUUUUGUUGAGGAUGCAAUGAAGGCAUUAAAUGCAGAUGUUGAUUUUGAUGUUGUUCCAACAAAGCCAGAGUACUUAAAAGUGAGUGAUGACUAUAUAGAUCCAGAUGUUCAGACAGAACUUCAGGCAAUGCUUCCAUCUAGCAUGAAAACAUCUAAACCAAGCGUUGAGAGUUUAAUGAAACAUCCAUUCAAGUCAAAGAUGUUCCUCCAAUCACCAAAACAUAAAACUGAGCCUAUAUCAGUAGCUGUUCACAGCGAUCCACGAUUAAUACAGAAUGCAAAAAUGGAAUUAGACAAUUUGACACGGAAACCAGCAGUUACAGCUGAAGAAAAAUUUGCAAUUCUGGACGUUAGAGACAAAUUGUACAGAGUCAUCAAUGCAAAACCAUCAGAUAUAAAGAGUGUAACAAGCACAAGAGGAACUUGCAAAGAUAUGUGUCCUGAAAAAGAGAGAUUAAUGCGUGUAGCAAGACUUCAAGUAGCUUCAUUUGAAUUAAAUGAUGAGACUAACACAAUGGAUCCCAAUAAAGCAAUUAAACAAUAUUCAAGAAGUUCAGCUGAUCAAGAAAUUCCAUUGCCACAUGAGUUACGAUCUGAGGAAGUGCUUAAAACUACAAUGACAUAUUUACUGCAUAAUAUUAUUAAUCUUUGUGACGAUGAGGAUGUUUCUGUUGGAGAUUGGUAUCAUUUUGUAUGGGAUAGAACUAGAGGAAUUAGAAAGGAUAUAACUCAACAAGAAUUGUGCUCAUUAACGACUGUAGAAUUAUUAGAACAAUGUGCGAGGUUCCAUAUUCAUUGUUCUGCACGUUUAAUUGCUGAAGAUCCAGGAAUUUUUUCUGAGAAAAUUAACGACGAGAAUUUAACAAAAUCCCUGCAAACGUUAAAGUACAUGUACGAUGAUCUAAAGGCUAAGAACAUAAAAUGUCCGAAUGAAGCUGAAUUCCGAGCCUACGUCGUUCUUUUAAAUUUAAAUGAAUCCGGAAACUUUUUAUGGGAAAUUAAGAGACUUGAAAAGGAUAUUUUGAACUCACAGGAAGUGAGAUUUGCUCUGGAUGUCUACUUUGCUGUUGCUCUAAACAACUAUGUUAAAUUCUUCAAUCUUGUAAGGGAAGCAUCAUAUAUGAAUAGCUGUAUAUUACUUAAAUAUUUCACACAAAUUCGAUUGAGAGCAAUUUUCACAAUUAUGCGUGCAUAUACACAAAGGAGAGGCGCUAAAAUCUCAUUCAAUCUGUCAUACCUAACAGAAAUAUUAAAUUUUGAGAAUUAUGAAUCAACUGCCAAUUUUAUGAGCUAUUAUGGAGGACUUUGUGAACUUGAUGCUGACAUAGUGAAUUUAGAUCCAGGAACAUUCGCAAAUGUCACAGUACCUUAUCAAAUGGAACGAGCAUUAGAGACAGUUGAAUGUAAAUUGGAUGGGACAAUAGCUGAAGCAAUUUGUGGCGGAGACUUACCAUCGCCUAGUUGCUUUCUUAAAAUCAAACCACACAGUAGUUUUGACGAUAUUGGAUAUUUGAAAAAGGAAGCAUAUUAUGCUGAAGACCAGAAUGGCACAUCAAUAAAUAAAGAUAGUCUUUUUAAAGUCCCAAAAGAAUCACCUCCUGUGUCUCCAGCUGCUAAACUUUGGAAUUCAGGAAGUGUUCAGCAGAAAAAUGUUUUUAAAAAUGACCAAAUCGAUUCUGGGAUUUUCGGAACUGUUCCUUUCACAAAAACAGCUAAAUCCACAAAUUAUGACAAUCCAUUUGGAAUAGCUAACAUCCCUAAACCAAAAGCGAAUGUCUUUAAUUCACCAAAUAUAUUUGGAACAGAAUUUACAAAUACUCCGAACACAAACAUGAAAAUUUCAAAUAUUUUUGGAACCUCUUCAGGUAAAAAUAUAGAUAUGUUCAAGACUACUUCAGCUGAAACAGUCAAGAUUCCAACAAUUGAUCCAUACAUGUUCGCUAAGCCAAUAGCUAUGGAGGAAUCACCCAGAUCAACAACAAGCGGAUCACCAUACAGUACAAACUCAAAUUCUUCAAGUGGAUUAACUUCAGACCAAGAAGCAGUCAUUAGAGAUGACAAGCAUAGAAUCGAAGCUGAACGAAUUCGAAAGGAAAAUGAAGUCGCAGAAAUGAUAUUAAGGAAGAAACUAGCUGAAAAGGCUAAACAUGAACAUGAAAAGCGUGAAGCACAUGAAAGAAUGGAAAGGCAAAAGAGACAAGAGGAGGAACGACGCAAGCGAGAAAUCGAAAAACAAAAGCAGAAUAAACUACAAGAAGAUGCAGAAAAGAUCUUAAAUUCCUUACUGGAUGAACUUGUGACAUCAAAAGUAAAAACAGAAGCGACAAUGGCUGACAUCCUUUAUGUCAAAAUUCCAAAUGACUUUUAUGAUGCAAUGGAAUUUGACAUUGUUGUGGAAGAGCUUAUUCAAAUCUCAAGACAGGAACUUUUAUGCUAUUACAAUUCAACAAAAAGGAAGUACGACGCAUUAUAUAGGAACUUUGAUCAUUGGAGAAAAAUUUCAUUUAAGGAAAAGCAGCGACGUGAAAAAUUGUCAAAUAUUGGAUGUACAUCCUUAAAUAAGUCGCUAGAAGAUCAUGCAAACUCAAUCCUUCAUCCACAACAGAAUGCAACACUAUCAAAUAUGAAGCAGUAUCUAACUGGAAGUCCACAACAAGUCAUUGUACCAAAUUUAGACACUUAUAAUCCAAUUAAUUUGUUUACUGACUUGGAUAUUCCUUUGAAGAAGCUGCCUAGCAAGUUAUUUUGGAAAAUAGUUGUUUCGAUUCCACUAAAGAAUGAGGAAAAAUCAGUUGGAUUUUCGUGCUUCAUCAAAAAGUAUUUAAAGAAGAUUUUUAAUGCUCAUGAGGAUGGAAAUAUCUUUCUACUUAAGCACAGUGUCGUCCAUCAUUCAAAAGUAUCAAUUUGUGUAAGGAAAAUUCAAGGUAUUGAAUGCCUCGAUGAACAAAUGGAAAGGCAAUCAAAUGUCAUUGAAAACACAAAUAGUCUCGUCUUUUUUUGUACGACAGCAAAUCUGAAUGAGUCACGAAGACGACUAAAUAAUAUUCUCGAUAAAGUCAAUAAUUCCGUGUCAGUCAGCAUAAUCAUCUAUAAGAAUGUUAUUGAAAGUACCGACGAGAUUAUGAUACAGAAAUAUUUCGACUUGUCAAUGGAACCGAAAGUGAAGAAUUUCGAGGUAAAUUUAUUUUAUGAGUGUCGAGAAAAGUCGAAGGAUUUGAGGCAGGUGCUGAUUGAAGGCUGUCAAUUUUUGUAUGAUAAUUACUCACAGCAGCUUAGUACGGAAUAUUCGGAUUUAUAUGAUUUGGAAAUGCAGCAUUUACUGGACUUUUUCCAAUUCUAUUUUGGUGAUGAAAUGUGGCAUAAAAUUGAAUUUUCAUGUCGAGACAGUAAGGACUUUAGCAACAGAAUGUCUUCAUUUAAUAAUGUCAUUCAAAUCUACAAUUCAUGCAUUGAUACAAUUAUUGGAAUUAUUUCUACAAAUUACAAGAACUUGCCGACAUUACCAGAAGAAUUUAGAACAUCACUGCCAAAUAUGGAAGUUCGUAUUCCUCAUAGCUUUGAGUAUUUCCCAGCGAAUUGGAAGCAACUGCUACAACAGAAAAGUUUAAUCUCAUUUUUGCAUGAUUUGAAGUUAAUUAAAAUGCAAAAUGACAAGUUUAAAAAUUUUAAGGAUUUUCAAGAGAAAUUACUAAAAUUUUUGGAUAUAAAUAUAUCGUCGACUUUCAAAAUGCAAGUUUAUCAUGCUGUUCUGGAUAAAAUUGUCCAAAAUUUCUAUUUAAUGCAAUUAAAAUCAAGUGAAAAGAUUGACAAUGCAAUUGAUAAAAUGCGAUGGCUGAAAAUUUUCGAGUCAAUUGUUGUUGGAAAGUUUAAUGAAGUUUAUCAACAGAAGCACUCAAACUUGCCUAAAUUUAUAAUCUACUCGAAAAAGGACAUGCAAAAUUAUAUGAUUCCUUGGUGGUAUUUAAUCGGCUUGACUGUCACGGAUGAGAAUCAAAAUGAACCGUCAAACAAAAAGCCAAAACUCAUGCAAAAAAUCGAUAAAAAUGAGAUGCAGUCAGUUCUUAAAAAAGGAUUGGAUUCACUUAAAAAAGCUACUGACAUUGUCAACAACUCUCGAGAAAAUACAACAAAGACUAGAGUUGAAUCGAAAUCUUUCGAUCAAUAUUUAAAUAAAUGCGAAGAACAAUUUCGUGGAAUGAAGCGCUCACUUCAAUCUAUGCAGGAUAAAUUCAAGGAUAAUAAGUAAUUGAUAACAAGAAUUUUAUGAUUUUAUUUUUUUUUUAAAAAAAUUGUUUGCAAAAAAAAUACAGAAU
Molecule: messenger RNA, 4587 nt
Organism: Chironomus riparius
Lineage: Eukaryota; Metazoa; Arthropoda; Insecta; Diptera; Chironomidae
Source: the annotation of a GenBank genome assembly